GUUCGAUUAACCCUAUCACCGCCGCGGCCGUCGUGAGAACCGGUGUGCUAUGCUUUCACUUUCCGUCGCGUUUACGAGUUCGUGAGCAAAACGUAACUGGUUGUUCGCGGCACGGGCGUUGCGCAAUCGCGGACAAUGCGCGCCCGGGCCGGGUCGGAGAUCGUGCGGCGGCCGUAAAACCGCACCCGCGUCUUCGACACACCGGUACACCGGCUCCAAGUCUCCUCGGACGCACUCCGCGCACAGUGAUCCUCAGCCCAUCGAACAGGACGGCCGUCUACGCGAUACGACCGGGACAUGGAGUACAACCGCGUCCUGGCGGUGCUGACCGCCGUUUUCCUGCACGCAGAUGCAUUGUUCGUAACAACAGACAAUAACGUCCAGGAAAUAGAAAAAGUUACAUUAAUAAAUGAACCGGCUGUUUCGAAAAGACAGGUUGAUUUCCAAAACAGCAAUUUCGAUCAGCAACAGAUUCCACAGGAAUAUUUCGAUUUCAUCCAACAAACAGAUUCGACGGCGAGCAGCGUACAACAGUCCGGGCAACAAAAUAACGUGCAACGGCCAGCUUUCGUACCUGGAUCGCUGUCGGGAGUUUUUCCGCCGACGACCACGACCACCCUAUCGCCGUUCGCGGUCCAGCAAAAGCGGUUUCAAGAAGAGUACGCGAGGAGAACUCUAGUCGAACAGCAAACCGCGUUGCUCAGAGCACAGCAAAGGCAAUUGGCUCAAUCACUGCCUGCGACUCAGUUGCCCGUUCAACCGUCAUCUGCACCCCGACCACAGCAACCGCUACGGUUCGUAGAUCCCAACGGACAAGUGCGUCAACAGAACUUCUUACCAAGGCAACAGGACUUUAUCGGGCAGCAGCAGCAGCAGCAGGACUUCGUCUUGCAGCAGCAGCAAGAUUUCGUCGGGCAACAGCAGGACUUUGCCGUAGUGCAACAAAAUGACUUCGCAGCACCCCCACAACCGGUGUUCGCCGAGCCCCAGCAACAGGAUUUCACGGCACCCCAACGACCGGUGUUCGCUGAGCCUCAGCAACAGGAUUUCGCGACGGCACCGAGACGUGUAAAGAACGCAGUACCGGCGGAAGGCACCGAGCCGUUUUCAUACGCUGAGGUCCACUUUGGACCGACGCCCGAACGGAACAAACCGGUAGUCAGCCAACCGAAAGGCCAAAGAUCCGUUCCCAGGCCGAGGGUGAAUAUUGUGCAACCGGAGCCCAUUUCCCAGCAGACCAUCGACCGUCCGGCGACCGUGGUCAAUCCGAUGGCGCAGUUCAACACGCAGCUGCUGCAGAACGUGGUCUACAUUCAGCCAAACGGACAGAUAUACAAACCGACCGAGGAAACCGAACCGGUGGUGCAGAUACCGCGAAAAAAUCACCACUACCAGCCGAUCGAUUCCGGUGCCGUAGUCAGCGACUCGUCCACGACUGCUGCCACGAGUCUAGCGGAGGAGGAGGAGCCGAUGAUAGUGAUACCCAGGCCAAAGAAGCCGGUGGUCAAUCAGAGGCCUAGACACGAAGGCCGGAAAGCCGGAAACAGAGCUCAACAACAACAGCGACAGCAAAAACAGCAGCAGGAGCAGCAGGAGCAGCAGCAACAGUCGUCUGAAGUUGAACCGGACAAUUUUCUCUCAUCACUGCUGAGUCGGCUUCAACAGCAACAGCUCGAGCAACAGCAACAGCUUGAAAAACAGCAAACCGUGCAGGUUGUUACCGCGCCCAGAACUGGGGGCAGCAGCAGCAGGACCAACCAGAAGCCGAAGGGUGGCAACCGGGCCGUGGGCUCCAAGUACUUGGCGGACAAGAAUCAGUUGCAGCUGUUGCAGUUCCCGCACGAGCUCAAGUCGCUGAGCAGUGCCGAGCUCAGGGUACUGGAACAGGCCAGCGCGCAGAUCGCCGUCGCCAACGACAAGUCGGUCGAGCGGAAGCACGUGCACCGGACUAACAGCAAACCGGCGGUGACCAAGGUUACUACGGUUGUUCCACCGCAUGAGGGCCUUGACCAACUUCAGCUUCAAAACCGCAACCGACCCGUGCCCACACCGGUCGAGCUUAACGAGCAGCAGCGUCAGUUCUUGGCCGCCCAGGGCAUCCGGAACUUGUAUCGGGUGGACUACGACCAGGCCGGAAACGAGUUGCCGCUGACUUACGUGCUGGCGCUGGACAAUAACCGACCCGGCAGCCAACCACCUACUCAUAAUACCUUCGAAUAAUAUCAUUUGUUGUGUGUUAUAGAAAACGUGCCUACUAUUAUGUAUAGAAAAAAAUAUUUUAUUGUAAGCUAUAUCAUUAGAAUUUUUUUUCUUUUUUUAUGUAAAUAAUCUA
This is a messenger RNA of Sipha flava (yellow sugarcane aphid), 2332 nucleotides long. Its product is annotated as alpha-protein kinase 1-like. Lineage: Eukaryota; Metazoa; Arthropoda; Insecta; Hemiptera; Aphididae. The record is from RefSeq and is a predicted model, not a curated record. Bases 298 to 2220 code for a protein of 640 amino acids. The transcript is spliced from 4 exons.